AUGUGGAAGCGGGUAUCCAUAUUCAUCGUGCUGCCAAUGUUAAUCAUGCAGAUAAACAGUAUUCAAUGGUUGGGCAUGCAGAAAGCGGCCGGCAAAGUGGACUGGAACGACGUGGGCGUCUGCCGGACGUUGCGCAAAACCUACGGACUGGACUCGCGUCAAGCGCGCAUUUGCAAGUCUUGGCGUCCAGUCAUGCAGCACGUUUCCCGGGCCGCCGCCUUGGCCGUGGUCGCUUGCCAGUCGGUCUUGCAAAACAGACGGUGGAACUGUUCGUCGGUGCGGUCCGCGCCGGGACUCACGCCGGAGCUGGUCAAAGGCACGAAAGAACAGUCGUUCGCGUACGCACUCAGCUCGGCCGCUCUGACGUACACCAUGACCAGAGACUGCGCGUCCGGAAUGCUGCCGAGCUGCGGGUGCGGCACCCACCCGGAAGACACGGAUGGCACGUUUAAGUGGAGCGGGUGCGACGACAACGUUCGGUGGGGCGCCAAGUUCGCCAGACAGUUCGUGAAGAACGAAAUCCCUUUGGCGUCGGGUGAAUACAAUGGCGACGGCGACGAAGACUUGUCGGUCAACGCCAACGAAGAUGCGGUACAGCGCGAACAGAGAGCUAUGUCUAUAGUCGACGAACACAAUUACAAAAUAGGCCGAAAAGUGGUCAUGUCAAGUGUGAAAACCCAUUGCAAGUGUCACGGCAUGUCGGGAUCGUGUAACGUGAAAACGUGUUGGAGGGGUCUGCCGAACAAAUUCAUUGGGGUGGGCAUCAAAUUGUUGAAACUGUACAAUAAAACACCGUUGAAAGUGGAAAUGGUUCAAGUCAUUCGAUUCGGACUUCCAAAACACACAGACAGUUCAUUGGUGUAUAUUACCGAAUCUUCAGAUUAUUGUAAUUAUGACCAGAGAGUAGGCAGUUAUGGAACAGUCGGCAGAAAGUGUAACUCCACAACAAUCGGUACUGAAAAUUGUCUAGCCAUGUGCUGUGGCCGAGGCUACACUACACAAACUAUUGAACAGACGGAGCGCUGUCAAUGCAAAUACCAUUGGUGCUGCUAUGUAAAUUGUCAAAACUGUACUAGCCUGGUAAAAAGGCAAAUCUGUAAUUAA
Macrosiphum euphorbiae (potato aphid) is the source of this 1104-nucleotide messenger RNA. Lineage: Eukaryota; Metazoa; Arthropoda; Insecta; Hemiptera; Aphididae. The record is from the annotation of a GenBank genome assembly.